Musa acuminata AAA Group (dessert banana) is the source of this 3681-nucleotide messenger RNA. RefSeq lists its product as uncharacterized. Gene Ontology annotation, biological process: mRNA cis splicing, via spliceosome; peptidyl-threonine phosphorylation; peptidyl-serine phosphorylation. The transcript has 12 exons. Gene Ontology annotation, molecular function: protein serine/threonine kinase activity; ATP binding. The record is from RefSeq and is a predicted model, not a curated record. Lineage: Eukaryota; Viridiplantae; Streptophyta; Magnoliopsida; Zingiberales; Musaceae. The coding region runs from base 135 to 3377 and encodes 1080 amino acids.
CAACAAACAAACGAAUUCCUCGGUAUCGUGGGAACACCGAGCAUCAUCGUUCGGUUUCCGCCCCCCCCUUACAUACGUUAACCCUAAUUUCGCCGUCACCGUCUGUGCCCUCCUAACUCAGGACGACCCUCGGCAUGGCCAGCGAGGAGUUGCCGUCGCCCACCUCGAGCCGCAAGCAUCGGCGGUCCUCGGACGACCAUGGGGCGGAUGCCUCCUCGAAGCGGCGCAAGCACCACCAUCGCCGCCACCGUCACCGCAGCAGGCACGGCCGCGAGAGCGAUGACGGGAUCGAGGUGGCGGAUCCCGCUUCGGAUCCGGAGCCCGCUUCCCUUGCCGCCAUCAAGACCGUUGAUGACGAGCGAGAGGAGGGGGAGAUUCUUGAAGAGGAUGAGGAACGAGCCGGCGUCGAUGGAGGGUCGGCGCAUGGGCUUAAGAUCAAGUCUGACGGUGUCGAUGCUUCUUCCGAUCUGACCAUGCCUGGGGCGAAAGUUGCUACAUCAGGGAAAAGUUUUAAGGUGCUCAUUCAUAACCAGAAUGGAUUGACAGAUUCAAAGAUGUUGGAACCUGCUCCAUCUUGUGAGAACUCGAGCUACACGGAUCAAGCCAAGCUGAGGGGAGAUAUUUCAGAUGGAGACACUUUUAUCCGGGAGGCUGAGAAUUUAUCACCGAGUGAUGUGGUUAAAAAAACUGUAAUUCAAGGGGAAACUAUAUUAUGCCAAUUGGAAUUAUCAGAAAAAAAUGAAAUUAAGCACAAGCACACGGAUAGAAAUGAUAUAAAAAUUCGGGUAAGAUCAAGAUCUCCAGGAGAAAGGUCUCCUGCAGCAAAGCACAGGAAAAGGGAUGGCCCUGAAGACAGAGAUUCUGGCAGUGUUUCGGAGAGGCUUGACUCAAAGCAGUAUCCUGAAUCAAGGGAUUCCAGUAGAAGAGCAUCUGAUAAGAUCAGAUCGGUAUCACCCAAAACCUUGCGGGAUGGGUACAGAGACACCAGAAUGUCUCCAUCUUUCAGCAGGCAACAUGACGAAGGCUAUCACAGGAGCAGGUCCAGCUCCCAUGAUCAUACAAGGAGGCGAUCCUAUGAAAAAGUUUUAGAACCUUCAGCUGAUGGCAAUGAUCAAGUUGAUUCACAUGGAAACAUGCGUGGUGAUUCUGAUAGGUACUGUGCUUUAGAUAGGUAUGCUGCUGGAAGUCAAGCAAAGGAUAAAAUUUUCCUUAGUGAACGAGAAAGCAGUGGCAAUAGAAAUGGUGACAGGCAUGGAAGUCGGGAGCGUGAGAGGAACAGGGAAAGAAACAGCAGCAUUGUCAGAGAAAGAGAUAAUGUGGACUCAAAUGAAAGGCAUCAUAGAGAAAGAGGGAGUAGUAAUUAUAGCAGAUACAACAGAGGGGAGGGCAGACAUGGAAGUCGGGAAAGAGAUAGGGAGAAGGAAAGAAACAGUAGCAGUUAUAGAGACAGAGAUAAGGUGGACUUGGAUAAAGGGGUUCACAAACAAAGAGAGGGGAGUAGUGAUUAUAGCAGGUACAACAGACGGGAGGUAAAUGACAGAGCAAGAGAUGAACCAAGUGAUAUUAGGGAUAAAUUUUUACAAAGGGAAAGGUUAAGGGAUGGUGGGCAUGCUAGAGAUAGAGAUGGUGAUGAUAGAGAUAAGAAUAGAGCAAGGCACAAGGAAGUUUAUGCGCAUGAAGGUAGAAAUCAAGGUGCGCAGUUGGAAACAGACAAACCAAGUAGCAGGGAUAGACAUAGGGAAUCUAGGCAUUCGAAGUAUGGAGUGGAGCAUCACAAGGGCAUAUCACGAUCUAAGGAUGAUGGUUCUAAUAAAGACAAUCCUAAAGAAGACAAACAAAAGUUGAUUAGGGAGGAAGAAGAAGAUUACCAAGAGAAAAUUGAACAGCAACUUGCCAAGCAGGAUGAAGAAGAUAUUGACAAGAUCAAAGAAGAGAGCAGGAGGAGGAGGCAAGCUAUUUUGGAAAAAUAUCGACAACGGCAUCUGCAGCAAGUUGAAUCCUCAUCCGAUGGCAACAAGAAUGCUGCUGAGAAAACUUCUUUGGAUAAGGAGACGUCACAUGGCUUUCAUGCUACCAGUGCCGAUAAUAAAGUUAUUAGUGAAGAGCUUGAGAAUGUACAUCACUCUGGAGAUGUAUAUGAUGCUGAUUUAUCAUUUACAGUGGGAAAGUCACCCAUGCAAGAGGGAGAUUUGACUACUAAGAAAAUGAACAAUGUUGGGGGACUUGGGGAGGGUACUCCAAAGAGUGAGAGAUCGGCAGACAUGUUUAGUGAUGACAUCUUUGGGGAAUCACCCGUUGGAGUGUGCAAGAUGGGAAAAGGUGAAGGCCCACAAAUAGAUAGAAGUUUUCUCUAUGACAACUGGGAUGAUGCAGAGGGAUAUUAUAGUUACAGGUUUGGAGAAGUGCUUGAUAGUCGAUAUGAAGUUAUUGCAGCCCAUGGAAAGGGUGUUUUUUCAACGGUUGUCCGUGCAAAGGAUCUCAAGGCUGGGAAAGGUGACCCUGAAGAAGUAGCUGUUAAAAUAAUACGCAACAACGAUACCAUGUACAAGGCUGGACAAGAUGAACUUAUUAUUUUAAAGAAAUUGGCAGGCGCUGAUCCUGAGGAUAGACGCCAUUGUGUUAGGUUUCUCUCAUCUUUCAAGUAUCGAAAUCAUCUUUGCUUAGUUUUUGAAUCUCUUCAUAUGAACCUUCGUGAGGUUCUAAAGAAAUUUGGUCGUAAUAUUGGGCUUAAGCUGACUGCUGUGAGGGCUUACGCGAAGCAGCUUUUCAUUGCACUGAAGCAUCUGAGGAAUUGUGGCGUUCUGCACUGUGAUAUCAAGCCAGAUAACAUGCUGGUUAAUGAGGCAAAAAAUGUUCUAAAGCUUUGUGAUUUUGGUAACGCUAUGUUUGCGGGUAAGAAUGAGAUUACACCCUACCUUGUUAGCCGCUUUUACCGUGCCCCAGAAAUAAUUCUUGGAUUGCCAUAUGAUCAUCCGAUGGAUAUGUGGUCAGUUGGUUGCUGCCUAUAUGAACUUUAUACGGGAAAAGUACUUUUUCCUGGUCCUUCAAACAAUGACAUGCUUCGACUUCACAUGGAGUUAAAGGGUACUUUCCCCAAAAAGAUGCUUCGGAAGGGUGCCUUCACUGAUCAGCAUUUUGAUCAAGACUUAAAUUUUCAUGCCACCGAGGAGGACCCUGUUACAAAGAAGCCUGUUAAGAGACUGCUUCUCAGUAUUAAACCAAAGGAUAUUGGUGUCCUCAUAUCAGGCUUUCCUGGCGAAGAUUCCAAAAUGUUAUCAAAUUUUAAGGAUCUUCUAGACCGAAUAUUUGUAUUGGAUCCAGAAAAGAGGAUGACAAUAUCUCAGGCACUAAGUCAUCCAUUUAUCACGGGCAAGUGAACUAAGAUGCUGAAUUUUCUGACUCUAACAAUGCUGUUCAACUAUGCAUCUACCUUGUAAACUAAAUUCAUUUUCAUCCAUCUAAUUCUUCUACAUUUAUCCAUCUUUUCACUGCUUGGGUGGAGAUUCAUGGAUUGUGUCGACGAGGAGUUGAAGAGAUCAUUGGUUUAGCCUUCCUAUGUGGGGGUCCUUAUCAGUGUGAUGUCUGUUUCUUGUAAGAUAACUUGCCAAAGGCAUUUUUUCUUUUGUAAAUUAUUCUUGAUCAUGGCCUUUUCAGGAUAUAUAGAAAUUAAUUAUUUGUUUA